This is a messenger RNA of Drosophila bipectinata, 1557 nucleotides long. Its product is annotated as putative methyltransferase C9orf114 homolog. The record is from RefSeq and is a predicted model, not a curated record. Lineage: Eukaryota; Metazoa; Arthropoda; Insecta; Diptera; Drosophilidae.
GCAUCUUUGUUUUGGUGCACGUGUGUGGUUUAAUAUCCCGAUUCAGGUGCUUUUUUAGCUUCUGUGAAUGAAAACCAUGCCUGCAGCACCUGCAUCGAGUAAUAACGGCAAGCCCACGGAGCCGCACAAGUCCUGGAAGAAGGUGAACGAGGAGCGAAAGGCGCUGAAACGUCAACGCAAGCAAGAGAAACUACUGAAGGAGCUGCAGCAGGCCAAAGAUGCAGAAACCCGGGCGGAGGAUGCCGCCAAAGAAGCAGAAGUCAACAAAUCCAAGGGCAAUCCAUCUACGCUGAGCAUAGCCGUUCCGGGAUCCAUCCUGGAGAAUGCCCAAUCCGCGGAACUGCGCGCCUAUGUAGCCGGACAGAUAGCCCGAGCUGCCUGCAUAUUCCGAGUCAACGAGGUGAUUGUCUUUGAUGAUGUGGGGAUAGCUACGGCACGGGAAACAAAACGCAGUUACGAACAAGAUGAGAAUGGUAGUGGCACCGGCACGGUGAGGAGUAGCUCACUGCAGCUGGCCCGCAUCCUACAGUAUCUGGAGUGCCCGCAAUAUUUGCGCAAAUACUUCUUUCCCCUUCACAAGGACCUCAAGUACUCCGGCCUUCUAAAUCCCCUGGACACGCCCCACCAUCUCCGACAGCAGAGCAAAUUCCGCUACCGCGAGGGUGUGAUCAGUGACAAGAAGGCGAAGGAAGGACACAGUUACGCGAAUGUGGGACUACUGAACGAUGUUCUGGUGGACAAGGCCGUUGAACCAGGAGUUCGAGUGACUGUAAAGAUGGAUCCUCCAAGUGAAACUACAAAGAAGCAGCGAGGCACCCUGGUCAGUCCGGACGAGCCACGUCGGGAAACUGGAGUCUAUUGGGGCUAUCAGGUUCGCAUUGCCCACUCCCUGUCGGAAAUCUUCACGAAAUCUCCCUACGAGACCGGCUACGAUGUGACCCUUGGAACCUCGGAUCGCGGAACCAACGUCCAUGAGGUGCCCAGCCGAUCCUACAGCUACAAGCAUAUGCUAAUUGUUUUCGGCGGCUUGCAAGGCUUGGAAUCCGCCCUGGCCAACGACGAAAAGUUGACAGUGGACGACCCUGAGCUCCUGUUCGAUCACUAUGUUAAUGUCCUGCCACGACAAGGAUCCCGGACCAUUCGAACCGAGGAAGCUCUGCUGAUUGCUUUGGCGGCCCUGCAGGAAAAACUCCAACCGGAGGUGGCCGAAGUGGAGACAGAUCUAAGUGACCUGCUGCCGAAAAGCGAGGAUACCGGCAUCGCCGUGAGACGAGAUGUGUUGGUCAGCAAAAAGCAAAAGAAGCGAAAGCAGGUGGACCAGGAAACCCCCGAUGUCCCUGACGAAGAUGUCCCUGCCCCCAUACUUACUCCCAAAGUAGCUCGAAAAACCCCCAAUCCCUUCACGGAUCCGUCUGAAACGCCAGAGACAACGACCACUCCAGCCGAUGAUGAUUUUGAAGUGGUAUCCUCGACGACAGUUUCUGGAAAGGCACAGACCAGUGAGAAUGACAAUGACUUGAGUCGAUUUGAUUGAAUGGAAUAGUUGGAGGUUUUUAU